Dictyostelium purpureum is the source of this 1002-nucleotide messenger RNA. RefSeq lists its product as uncharacterized. The transcript is spliced from 2 exons. Bases 1 to 1002 code for a protein of 333 amino acids. Lineage: Eukaryota; Evosea; Eumycetozoa; Dictyosteliales; Dictyosteliaceae. The record is from RefSeq and is a predicted model, not a curated record.
AUGGAAGAUGAUAAAUAUGAUUUUCACGUUACAAUUUUAAAAAAUAAUACCGAUGCUUCCACUGGCAAAAACAAAAGUGAAAAAGAAAAAAUCGAAGGGGUUCCCAAAAACUUUGUAUAUAGAAAAGUCGAUGGCAAAGAUGUUUUACAAAAAAGGGUAUCAGAAGCUUAUAGAACCAUCCCAAAAAAAUCAGAGUUACCAGCUUUAUUAAAAGCUUUACAUGAUGACAAUGGUCAUGGAAGUAAAAAUAAAUUCCAAGAAGCUUUAAAGAUGUACUUUUGGCAAACUAAAACUGCAGAUAUAGACUCAUAUUUAUCAAAAUGUAAAUGUGAAGCAAAGCCAACCAAAAAGAAGACCGAAGAUAGUGAAAGCGAUAGUGAAGGCGAAAGUGAAAGUGAAAAAGAAACCAAAAAAACUACCAAAGGUAAAAAAGAAGAAAAAAAAGCUGAAGAACCAACCAAAUCAAAAGGUAAAGGCAAGAAAGAAGAUAAAGUUGAAGAACCAGUUAAAGAAACUAAAUCAAAAGGUAAAGGUAAAGGUAAAAAAGAGGAUAAGGAAGAAGAAAAAGAAGAAACUAAAUCAAAGGGUAAACAAACCAAAAAAUCAACCAAAACUGAAAACGAUACUGAUAGUGAAAAAGAAAAAGAAGAAGAAAAAUCAAACAAAAAAGCAGAAAAAAAGAGAAAGCAAACUACCACUGCUGCUAAAGAAGAAACUUCUUCACCAAAAGAUGCUUCAAAAAAGAAACAAAAAGUUACUGCUUCACGUAAUGAUGUAAAUACCUCCACCGAAUCCAAUACUGAUGAACAACCAUCCACUCCAAAGAAACCACUUUCAAAAUCUGCUGCUAAAUCAUCCGCAAGAAAACCAACUGCCGCUGCUUCAGGUUCCUCAGAAUCCCCAGCCCCCAAAGAUAUCAAAGAAGAAUUUAACAAUUUACGUACCCUCUUCAACCAAGUUAGCCAAGAGUUUGAAAGAGUUUCAAAAUUAAUUGAAAAAUAA